ACGACUUCUUCUUCCCCCUCGCAAUUCUAAUCCUUUUCGGUUUUGAACUUCGCUCCUCUUCCCUUCAAAUCUCGCUCGCCGCUUUCAAUCUCUCGCAAGCAUCUCUUUCAUCGCUAUUAUCUGCAUUCUGCCCUUCGAGAAGAAGUGAUUUGGAAUGGAGUCCGAGCACGGGAAGCUGUUCGUGGGAGGGAUAUCGCAGGAGACGACCGAGGAGACCUUGAAAGAACACUUCGGCAAGUACGGAACGGUCUUGAAUUCGGAAAUCAUAGUGGAGUGGGGCUCCGGCAAGGGACGGGGUUUCGGUUUCAUCACAUUCGAGGAUCACUCUGUGAUCAGCCAAGUCCUUAGCGACGAACACGUCAUUCUUGGGAGGACGGUGGAGGUUAAGCUAGCCAAGCCCAAAGGUGAGAAGCACCAAAACCAGCAUUACCUUUACCAUCAACAGCAGAGUAAUGCAACAAGUAGCAACAACUGCAAUGGCAACUACAAUAGGCCUCUAAGCAGAAAGAAGAUUUUUGUUGGGGGUUUACCACCAAACUUGACGGAUGAAGAGUUCAAGAACUAUUUUGAGAGAUUUGGUGUGGUUACUGACGGGGUUGUGAUGCGUGACAAGCUGACUAGUAAGUCCAGGGGUUUUGGCUUCAUCACGUUUGAUUCUGAGGAAGUGGCUAACAAUGUGCUGAAAGACAAGUUUCAUGAAUUGAACCAAAAACACGUUGAGGUAAAGAGGGCCGAGCCGAAGGAGGCUCGGAAUAGUAGGCAAAUGUCCACGUAUGAUUGUCAUGCUAGAGGAUUGGGUUUUGAAAGAUUGUCUGACUGGGGUACUCUUAGGGCUCAUCUCCCUUAUCCUUCUUUCAAUGCUAGUUACCUUCCUAUGCCUUAUGGGAGUUACCACUAUGGAUAUCCCAUUCCUGCUGGGCCUUCGAAUGGGAUUUCCUAUGAGGAAUAUCUACAUGUUCCUAUGUGUAGUCAUUAUCCUAGCCAAUUUCCUUAUGCAAGCACUAGUACUCAUACCAACACCUACAUCAAUUAUGGGGUCAUUCCUAAUGGUUGGACUACUGGGCUGGGGCAAAUAUCCAAUGUUGAUGGUGGUUAUCUUGCUAAUGCCAGUGGACCAGGGGAAAUGCCUGAUCGUGAUGGUGGUUAUCGUUAUCCCACCAGGGCUAGUGAACCAGGGGAAAUUCCUAAUGGUGAAAGUAGCAUUCAUGAAGAUGCAGCAUCCGGCAGUAAUAAUGAUGCUAAUAAUGAUGAUGGCAAUGGAAAUUCUGAGGUUCCAGCACAUAUUAUCCUCGCUCAACCAGAUGAUGACUCAUUGUGUUCUGAAAUCACUGAUGGUCAGCAUCAACAGGGAGCAGUUUGCCGAUCAACUGUUUGUAAAUCAAGGUGACGACGUUGGUUAGAGGUUCAGGUUGGCUCAAUUUCAAUAUGGACCUGGACUCGAGUACCAUAUAUUUGUGAAAUAUUUACCGAACCCGAGCAACUAGACAUAUGCUGACAUGCAAUUUUAGAAGUAGCCGAAGUCAAGUCAGGGUUUCACUUUCAAAAUAAUAUAUGUAAAUACUAAUUACGCUGUAUUUAAUUCUUUUAAAAGAUAAAAGCCUGGCUGGCAACAAAACGAUAAAGUUGUGCCGACAAAUUUAUGGUUAAUUUUUUUUUCCAGGGAUUUCAGCUUGUGCCGGCUAAUUAAUUUGUUUGUCUCAUUCUCUC
Diospyros lotus (date-plum) is the source of this 1707-nucleotide messenger RNA. RefSeq names its product heterogeneous nuclear ribonucleoprotein 1-like. The record is from RefSeq and is a predicted model, not a curated record. The transcript has 4 exons. NCBI's taxonomy places the organism in Eukaryota, Viridiplantae, Streptophyta, Magnoliopsida, Ericales, Ebenaceae. The coding region runs from base 155 to 1387 and encodes 410 amino acids. Gene Ontology annotation, molecular function: RNA binding.